This is a messenger RNA of Ipomoea triloba (trilobed morning glory), 519 nucleotides long. RefSeq lists its product as uncharacterized. The transcript has a single exon. Bases 1 to 519 code for a protein of 172 amino acids. NCBI's taxonomy places the organism in Eukaryota, Viridiplantae, Streptophyta, Magnoliopsida, Solanales, Convolvulaceae. The record is from RefSeq and is a predicted model, not a curated record.
AUGGCGGGAGAUUUCAACUCUGUCACGUCAAUGGAGGAGGUCAAUAACUCGGAGAGCUUCUCUCUCUCAAGAUGCUCGGACUUUAACAGUUGGCUGUUUCGUGAAGGGUUGGUCGAUCUGGGCUAUACAGGUGCUAAGUUUACAUGGAUGAGAGGGGUUAACACCUCCACGUUUAGAGGCGCUCGUCUUGAUCGGGCCCUAAGCAAUGUCCAAUGGAAGCUAACCUACCCGAACACUGUAGUGGAACACCUCCCUAUGUUACACUCCGACCAUACACCACUGAUUAUUAUUACUGACUCUUCAGGAGGCGCAAGUACGAGGAGCUGCUUUCGGUUUAAUAUGGCCUGGGUCAUGCAUGCUGGCUUCCUCCCCUUGAUUCAUCAGUAUUGGAAGAGUGAUAAGUCCUUAGAAGCAAACAAGACUAGCCUGGCGAAGGUGCUAAUUGAGUGGAACAAGAAUACGGUUGGGAACAUAUUCCAUAAGAAAAGACGAUUGUUAGCUAGGAUAGGAGGUGUUUAG